Clarias gariepinus (North African catfish) is the source of this 630-nucleotide messenger RNA. RefSeq names its product myoglobin-like. Gene Ontology annotation, cellular component: extracellular exosome. The record is from RefSeq and is a predicted model, not a curated record. The transcript is spliced from 4 exons. Gene Ontology annotation, molecular function: heme binding; oxygen binding. Lineage: Eukaryota; Metazoa; Chordata; Actinopteri; Siluriformes; Clariidae. The coding region runs from base 68 to 508 and encodes 146 amino acids. Gene Ontology annotation, biological process: oxygen transport.
CAGUGGCACUGCAGGACAAAUUUGGAGAAAUUUUCUAAUCACAGCUGAGCAUUACAUUCUUUUGACAAUGUCUGACUGUGAGUUGAUUCUGGCCAGCUGGGGGAAAGUGGAGAGCAAUCUUUCUGGCUAUGGAGGAGAUGUUCUCACCCGUCUGUUCACAGAGCACCCUGACACCCAGAAGCUCUUCCCCAAGUUUGUGGGGAUCCCAUGUGGUGAACUGGCUGGACAUGCAGGUGUUGCAGACCAUGGCAAAACUGUUCUGACAAAACUGGGUGAGAUCCUCAAGGCAAAAGGCUCCAGUGACAUCAUUAAGCCACUGGCUACAACCCAUGCCAACAAACACAAGAUUCCCCUUAACAACUUCAAGCUGAUCACCGAGGUCAUCGUUAAGUUGUUUGGGGAGAAAGAUGUGUGGGAUGCUGCUGCCCAGGAUGCUUUCAGGAGAGUUAUGGGCACCGUUGUCAAUGAGAUCGACUGCGUCUACAAGGAGCUUGGCUUUUCUGGCUAGAUAACACUUGUCCCUGAGUUUGUCAUUAAGAUGCUUUCAAUUUCAAUCAAGUUGUGUUGAUUGUGUCGCAUUAUAAGCACUUAAAUGUUAAUGUUUAAGCUUCAUUAAAGCAGUUCUUAAUU